This is a messenger RNA of Vicia faba (fava bean), 1614 nucleotides long. The record is from the annotation of a GenBank genome assembly. NCBI's taxonomy places the organism in Eukaryota, Viridiplantae, Streptophyta, Magnoliopsida, Fabales, Fabaceae.
AUGGCAUGGAUUCGAACAAAGUUUGGUAGAACAAGAGUCUCUGGAGAUCAGAAUCAAGAUAGACUCAGCGACUUACCUGAAUGUAUUAUCCUUCACAUUUUAUCAUUUUUGAGCAUACAACAUGCGGUUCAAACUUGUGUUUUGUCCACCAGAUGGAAACAUCUCUGGAAACGUAUUCCAACUAUUAGGUUGAAUUCUUUUCAAUUUAGGACUUUGAAGAUAUUUUCCGUAUUCCUAUCUAAGAUUUUGUCUCUCCGUGAUACCUCAACUGCACCACAUACAUUUGAUCUUUUCCGUCAUCGUGAUAUUGAGCCUCGACUCCUUAAAAAGUUUUUAAACUAUGUUUUUUACCAUAACACCCAUCUCAAACAUUUAGGAAUCUCUGUCAAUGGUGAUACUGCUCUCAUUUUGAGCUGUGUUUCUUCAUGCCGGGCUCUUACAUCUCUUAAGCUUUCACUUCACCCUAGAGGGAGGGAUCCUACAGAAACAUUAUUUCCAAAUUCUUUGAAUUUGCCUUUACUAACCAGCUUGGAUCUAACAAAUUUUGCCUUUUGCGGUGAUGAAAGCGGUUGUGCUGACCCCUUUUUGGCCUUUACCAAGUUGAAUACUUUGGUCCUUCGUUGUUGUAAGGUAAUGGAUGCACAAAUCCUCAGCAUAUCAAGCCACACACUUGUCAAUUUUGCUAUGCAUCAUAAUUCAUCUCUCCUUGCCAAGAUCAAGCUAUAUGUUCCAAGUCUUUGUACCUUUAAUUAUACCGGGAACCACCAUAUUCACGAAAUAUGUGGAAGCGGACUUUCUUCGGUUAAAAAAGUAAAUAUCAAAUCACGACGAUUUUCAGCUUCGAUGGAGGAUGCUUUGAUUCUAUUUAGCUGGCUGCUAAACUUUGCCAAUAUAGAGUCAUUGACCGUCACUUCAACUAUUCUUCAGAUUCUCUCCUUAAAUCCUGAUUUAUUCGAGGUUAAGCUCCAUUCUUUGCAUAAAUUGAAGUCGUUGAAAGUAAAACUGAUACAAAUUGAGGAAGGAUCUUUAUUACUAUUAAUGGAAGACGCCAUGUUAAAGAAAGCUGCUGCCAAGUCACCUAAAGAAGUUGAAAAGUUAAGAGAGGCAUUUGAAACAUGUUUGGAACCACCUGCCAUACCUGAUGGAAUAGUUGACUUCUUGCGACAAAAUUCGCCGUCGGCUGAAGUGAACAUCAGAACAAAAUAUCCGAGUUCUUUUAAUCUGAAGCAGCAGAUUGAAGAAUCUAUAAAGGGUGCGAAGAUUAACGAUUAUCGUUCGCGAUUCUCUGUGCCUUCCUCCUCCAAACUUCCGAGACUUUCUCUGCGUUCCUCCUCCUCUGUCGCACCUGCUUCAGCUGACAAGUCUGCUUCUGAAGCUGCUCCUGCUUCUGCCACCGAGCCUGCCAAGUCUGCUUCUGAUGCUGCUCCUGCUUCUGCCGAGCCUGCCAAGUCUGCUUCUGAUGCUGCUCCUGCUUCUGCCGCCGAGCCUGCCAAGUCUGCAUCUCCAUAUCUUCAUCUCUGUCUCGGCGAAAAGGAUUAUAAAUCAUCCAAUAAAGGUGAGGAGGAGAAGCACCAACAUAACACCGACUCUCCACUUCAAGAUAAUGAGCUGUGA